GACGCCGGGAAGAAGGGGGCGGGGCCACGCCAGCGUCCGCGCCAUCAGAGCCUGGCUAGCGGCGAGGUCCUUUCUCGGUGCAUGGUCUCGCCCGCGCCGCGGUCCCGCUUGGUGCCGGCCAUGGAGGGCGUGCGCUGGGCGUUUUCGUGCGGCACCUGGCUGCCGAGCCGCGCGGAGUGGCUGCUGGCCGUGCGGUCGAUCCAGCCCGAGGAGAAGGAGCGCAUCGGCCAGUUCGUCUUUGCCCGGGACGCUAAGGCGGCCAUGGCUGGUCGUCUGAUGAUAAGGAAAUUAGUUGCAGAGAAAUUGAAUAUUCCUUGGAAUAAUAUUCGUUUGCAAAGAACUGCAAAGGGAAAACCAGUUCUUGCAAAAGACUCCUUGAAUCCCUACCCCAACUUCAACUUUAAUGUCUCUCAUCAAGGGGACUAUGCAGUGCUCGCUGCUGAACCUGAGCUACAAGUUGGAAUCGAUGUAAUGAAGACCAGUUUUCCAGGUCGUGGUUCAAUUCCAGAAUUCUUUCAUAUUAUGAAAAGAAAGUUCACCAACAAAGAAUGGGAAACGAUCAGAAGCUUUAAGGAUGAAUGGACUCAACUUGACAUGUUUUACAGGAACUGGGCACUCAAAGAAAGCUUCAUAAAGGCCAUUGGUGUUGGACUAGGCUUUGAAUUGCAACGGCUUGAAUUCGAUAUUUCCCCAUUAAAUCUGGAUAUUGGCCAAGUUUAUAAGGAAACACGUUUGUUCCUGGAUGGGGAAGAAGAAAAAGAAUGGGCAUUUGAAGAAAGCAAAAUAGAUGAACACCAUUUUGUUGCCGUGGCUCUUAGGAAACCGGAUGGAUCCAGACAUCAGGAUGUUCCAUCUCAGGAUGAUUCUAAACCAACUCAGAGGCAGUUCACUAUUCUCACCUUUAAUGAUUUAAUAUCAUCUGCUGUUCCUAUGACCCCUGAAGAUCCUUCAUUUUGGGACUGUUUUUGCUUCACAGAAGAAAUUCCAAUACGAAAUGGUACAAAGUCAUGAUAGGAUUCCCUGAGUAACAAAGGAAAAUGAAAACUGUUUGUAAUCUUCUGUAUUCACUAAAAAAAAAUGCCUGAUAGUAUCAAAUUUUAUUUCAAAAACCAGUUUAAAAAAAAAAAAAAACAAGUUUUCCUAUUAGAAACAGCAGGCUGUCAGUUGAGGAUAGCUCACUAGAAUAUCUGUGUGCCCCCCCCAUCACACUGGGUUGAUGCAAGGAGUAGAAAAGGUAUCAGAAUCCUAAAGUGGUAAGUGCUCAUUGUAGAAAAUAGAAAAUGCAAAUAUGCGGAGGAACCAUUUAAACUCUUAAUCUUUCAGCCAUCAUGAAUCCGUAUUAGUACACUUUUUUUUUUAGUGGAAACAUAGUGUUGCGUUAUCUUUUUAUUGUCUUAAUUGCUCAUCUGGUUGUUGCCGUGCGUUUGUGGCAUAACCGACAGGCGCUAGAGGCUUCUGCCAUACAGUAAAUAACAGCCAGGAUGUUUUUGACCAGAGGUAACAAUGUCCGGCUGUAAUGAACCUCAGUAGCCUGGGGCAUUUCUCAUCUGACCUCACAUACAGGGCACAGGUGCCCUUCAGGACACUUGGUUUGCCUGAGCCUGUUUGCCGGGUUUGCCUUCAGCUUCUCUCCCUCAUUGUAAGAGCCGCUCUUGUAACUUUCAGCUUCACAUUCAUAGACUUGCAUCUGACCAGCAGUGAGGGCCGGGUCUCCUCUCACAUCUCAUUUCUGUCUGUGAAGAGGACUCCCCCAAGCCCCGCGUCUCCCCUCAGUUCCUGCUGACUCAGGUCCUGAGAAAGCUGUUCUCCAGCAGUAUCUGCCUCUGUGGGAAGUGGACUCUGGGUAAGGAGGAGACCGAGGCGCGGUAGGGGGUAUGGCCGGGGCGGGGGUUGGGGGGUGUCCAUCCCAUUGCCUGAGGCCUAAGUGGGGUGCGCCAUGGUGCACAGAUUCCUUGCCCCGGGUUGGGCGUUCUGAUUGCAGUUUUUACGAUGGGCAUUGGUGCAGUGGUUGUCCUUGCAACCGUGUUAUGAGGUGUACGUGCUUAUUUCUGUCCUUAAGAAAAAUUCUGCAAGUUGGUUCCCAAGGCUUGGGUGCUCUUAGAGCUUUGAUAAAUAAAGGCCCUGUGAUUUCCAUGUCCACAGUAUCAGGUGUGUGACCAGCCUUCACCCCCAGCUACGUUUUCCCUGCUCAGCUAUAGAUAGGAGCCCUUUUUUAAUUUAAUCUUUGCCAAUAUAAGUGGAAAAUGGUAUCUUAUUUUUUUGAUUUGUAUUUCUUUAAUCAUAAAUGAGAUUGAUACAUCAGUGUUGUUAUUGGCUGUUUUUAUUCCUUUUUUAUGAGCCAUCUGUUCAUUGUCUUUGCGUCUUUUAAAAUCUAGCAAAUAGAAUUUGUGGGAACAAUAUGUAAGAUGCCAAGACCGUCCUGUCGACGACAGACUCUUUUCUGGCUGUAGUGCAUGUCUUGGGGAGUGCAAGUCUUGUUACUGUUAAAUAUCAAUAAGUGAAAUGACAUCAUUGUUUGUUACUAAAAUUAAAAAUUGUGUGUAAAUUGUAUAAAAUUAGGUACUUUGCUCAGUAAAAAAAAGAAAAAAAAAAGGAAUGUUUUGUAAUUUUUUUAAAAUUUUAUUAAGCAUGCCCAAAUAUCCCAAGCUUAGUAAAUAAGUGUUUUUAAAAGACCACAUAGCCUCUGGAGUGGGAAACAGUGUUGUCCCUAGCAUGAAUGUAAUGGUGAAGUGAAAACCUGUCAUCUGUCUUGUCAUGACAAUAAAGCAGUUACCUUUCCUGAA
This is a messenger RNA of Mustela lutreola (European mink), 2783 nucleotides long. RefSeq names its product aminoadipate-semialdehyde dehydrogenase-phosphopantetheinyl transferase (gene AASDHPPT). Gene Ontology annotation, molecular function: magnesium ion binding; holo-[acyl-carrier-protein] synthase activity. Lineage: Eukaryota; Metazoa; Chordata; Mammalia; Carnivora; Mustelidae. Bases 82 to 1011 code for a protein of 309 amino acids. Gene Ontology annotation, cellular component: cytosol. The transcript is spliced from 6 exons. The record is from RefSeq and is a predicted model, not a curated record.